Messenger RNA from Pygocentrus nattereri (red-bellied piranha), 1450 nucleotides. Its product is annotated as zona pellucida sperm-binding protein 3-like. The transcript has 8 exons. The record is from RefSeq and is a predicted model, not a curated record. NCBI's taxonomy places the organism in Eukaryota, Metazoa, Chordata, Actinopteri, Characiformes, Serrasalmidae. Gene Ontology annotation, biological process: positive regulation of acrosome reaction; egg coat formation; binding of sperm to zona pellucida. Bases 75 to 1274 code for a protein of 399 amino acids. Gene Ontology annotation, cellular component: extracellular matrix. Gene Ontology annotation, molecular function: acrosin binding.
ACCCUCACCUACUUGUUUCCUUACGUUUCCUAAGACAGUGGUGCUUAGGAAAGGCUCAUAGUAGAUGUUUGAAGAUGAUCAACAUGUUGCUGAAGGCUGCUUUGACUCUUGUGAUCCUGACUCGUAUGGUGGACCUGUACCCGCUUGAAGUGAGCAGAGGCCCAGCUUCCUGUCCUGUUCUACCUCUGGGCUUGAAUUUACCAGAGUCUCAGAGAAUCCUGCCAUCAGAUGUUAAUGAGGAUCUCUUCAGACCUGAAAGGAAUCAAAGACCAGUACCUGAUCUAUUGAAAUCUAUUCUACUGUCACCAACAUCCCCUCCUACAGUCCCUUCUGAAACUUCUGCCUCAAGACGUGUGGAUAUGUUGUGCCACCUUGACCGUGUUUACGUGAGGGUUUUGAAGAGUCUGUUCAACAACCCAAAUGCUUGGCAGUAUCUAAAACUGGGAACAUGUCCUGUGAAUCAAGCCAGAGAUGAACAUUACUACUUUCUGUAUUACCUCAAUAGCUGCAAUGUAACACGACAGGAAAAUGAAAACGAAGUGAUCUACUCAAACACGCUCAGCUAUGAGCCAGCGUCUACUGAGCUAGUGGUUCGUGAGCUGCCGUUUUCUCUGUCACUGGAGUGUCAUUACAACAAGUACUACCGAUCAUAUCAAUUCGGCUACAUGCCUCAAAUGGUACCGCGAACCGUCUUUUGGAGGCUAGACACUGGGUUCUCCAUCACACCUGUAGAUGAACUUUGGAAGCCUCUUGCCUCUGGAAGUAGCUAUGUUAUUGGUCAGCCUGUAUACUUUGAGGCCAAAGCUCCUUGGAGUCCAGAAGGACAGAGGCCGUAUCUGAACAACUGCUAUAUCUCUUCAGCCAUUGGUUCCACUCCCAAACAUACUGUGCUGAACAACUACGGAUGUAUGAUUGAAAGUAAGAAGAGUGCUCAGACAAAGUUCUAUGCCUCUGAUGAGAAGAAUACUUUAAGGUUCUCUGUGGGAGCCUUUGUGUUCAAGGACAUGAUAUCCGAGCCAGCAGAAAAUAAGGUUAUGGCUAUUCAUUGUGAGAUGGCCUUGGGACCAGAAAAACCCACACCAAGCUUAAAAUCAUGUUGGUACAAUAUGGAUACUAAACGAUGGUCUGAGCUGUAUGGAGAGGACUCUGUUUGUGCAUGCUGCGACACUUCCUGCCCUGCUCCAGACCCCUCAGUGCCCAUUACCCCCGUUACCAGCAGUACUUGGGAGCUGGACUGCCUUGAUCGGCAAUCCUUGGGAGAUGGACUGUCCUAAUCAACUUAUUGUUCCAGAGGAGAAUAUGGAUGUUUAAGCUGUAUGGUCUGAGAAAAUUAGUAAAUUGCAGUCAUUGCUGCAAGUUGAGUUUUUACUGUACAUUGACUAAUACAGGAAAAAUGGUCUCUUGUACAAAUAAAAGAACAAUUCAGAAGCUGAGCUUCAGCUUAACUGUU